Molecule: messenger RNA, 1624 nt
Organism: Pseudoliparis swirei
Lineage: Eukaryota; Metazoa; Chordata; Actinopteri; Perciformes; Liparidae
Gene: stc2a
Product: stanniocalcin 2a
Exons: 5
Coding region: 201-1079 (292 amino acids)
Biological process (GO): intracellular calcium ion homeostasis
Cellular component (GO): extracellular region
Molecular function (GO): hormone activity
Source: RefSeq, a predicted model, not a curated record
CCAAGGUGAAGCCUCACGCGCGCACACACACACACGCGCACACACACGCGCGCACACACGCGCGCACACACACACACACACACACACACACACACACACACACACACACACACACACACACACACACACACACACACACACACACACACACACACACUGCCGGAUCUUUGCAAAGAGAAUCGGAGCUCACUUGAGACGCGAUGAUGGUCCAGCUGGCCGUGGCGCUGCUGGUUUUGUCGGCGCUGGAGCGAGCGGUGGGAUUGGAUAAUAUCGAUCUCCACGACAGCCUUCCGGAGAAGCCCGCGAGUCAGAAGGGACGCCUCUCCCUGCAGAACACAGCUGAGAUCCAGCACUGCCUGGUGAGCGCGGGCGAUGUCGGCUGCGGUGUGUUCGAGUGCUUUGAGAAUAACUCCUGCGAGAUCCGAGGGCUGCAGGAAAUCUGCAUGACGUUCCUGCACAACGCUGGCAAAUUUGACUCUCAGGGGAAGUCCUUCAUCAAGGAUGCUCUGAAAUGCAUGGCUCAUGGGCUGCGGCACAAGUUCAGCUGUAUCAGCAGGAAGUGCGUGUCCAUUAAAGAGAUGGUGUUCCAGCUGCAGAGAGACUGCUACAUCAAACACAACCUGUGCUCCGCCGCGAAGGACAACGUGGCCAUCAUGGUGGAAAUGAUCCACUUCCAAGAUCUCUUCCCCAAAGGGCCGUACGUGGAGCUGGUGAAUAUCCUCCUGAGCUGCGGCGAGGAGGUGAAGGAGGCGUUGACCCGGAGCGUCCGGCUGCAGUGCGAGCAGAACUGGGGGGCUCUGUGCGACAGCCUGAGCCUCUGCUCCUCCCUCGCUCCGUCCCCCGCCGCCGUGGACCACCACCAGCGCCGCCCCCUGCCCCCCCACCCCGAACCGGAGCACCCUCGCCCGCCGCGGCAAGGCGACAAGGAGAAACCCGCCAAGGCGAGCUUCAACGCUCACCUGCGCAACCGCAGCCAGGGGCCCCGCCGCCAGAGCCCCGAGGCCGGAGCCGGAGCCGAAGACCCCGAAGCCUCGAACAUCCGGAGGCGUUCACCAUCGCAGGCCGGUCUCUGCUUGUAGCCGUGUUUGAACACACUGAAGAGUGAUGGGUGCAAAAAUAAAUACAAAAACCUGCUUAGAUUGUGUUGCUCAGUUAAGCGUUUCUUUAAUUGUUUUUCUAUUUUGCUGAUGUACUUACAGUAAAGUAAUGCUUUUCCUCCCCCACCAUUUAUUAUAUGUGCAGAGGGUUUGAAUCAUCAAUGAGGCGUUCAGGCUCUUCUGUUGUUUUUUCUUCUUUUUCUUCUGUUGGGAUUCCUGUGACAUCCCACGAGACAUAAGCUAAUCCUAUGAGAAUGUACUGUAUGUGUGUGAAGUGACAAUCUGUCUCUCUGUCAUUAGGCUUAUUUUUUUGUAAUACUGUAGUGGCUUGAAUGGCUUUACUUUAUUUGUGCAGAGGAAAAUAAAAACGUUGUUAUAGUUUCCUCCAUGAAGCACAAUGAAGUUGCAGAACAUGGUCUAGAAGUGUGUAACUCACCUGUAAGACAUGGGGCAUACGAUCCAGCUCAAUAUCUGUGGACUCAUGAUGUCGGAUGUAUCUUGUUACCAUUAAAAUAUUUUUGUCUGUA